UCGUGGGUUUAUUAUGUUACAACUUUUUAUUUGAUUUAAUUACUCAGCUUUUUUUUCCUUUUUUUUUAUAUUUUUUUUUUUAUAAAAUUCAGCGACCAACUCGUAGCUGAUUGUUAUCGACAAGAACAGCAUUUAUUUACAAAUUUAGCACUUCGUUGCAAUAUCAAUCAUCAUGAGCGACUGGAAUACAGUAACGAUUUUGAGGAAGAGGCCGCCAAAGCCUUCCACUAUGAAAUCUGAACAGGCCAUCAAUAAAGCUAGGCGCGAAGGUGCUGUUAUUGACACUCAAACCAAAUGGGGUGCAGCUACAAAUAAACAUCAAGUGACCACAAAAAAUACUGCAAAAUUGGAUCGGGAAACUGAGGAAUUAAAGCAUGAUAAAGUACCUAUUGAUUUAGGUCGUCUUAUACAACAAGGACGACAAGCUAAAGGUCUUAAUCAAAAAGAUUUGGCUACUAAAAUUAAUGAAAAACCACAAGUAAUUCAGGAUUAUGAAGCUGGUCGUGGAAUACCUAAUCAAUUGAUUAUUGGGAAAAUUGAAAAAGUACUCUGUAUAAAAUUACGAGGAAAAGAUCGCGGCCAAGCACUUCUGCCCCCUAGUUCCAAGAAGUGACGGGCUUGGGGGAGUAUUGAAAUAAGUCACUAAUUUCAAAUUUACGCUAAAUACUUUUAAUUUUGUUCUAAAUAAAAGAAAUUGUUGUGACAAAACAUUUACCUUA
Molecule: messenger RNA, 719 nt
Organism: Sipha flava (yellow sugarcane aphid)
Lineage: Eukaryota; Metazoa; Arthropoda; Insecta; Hemiptera; Aphididae
Gene: mbf1
Product: endothelial differentiation-related factor 1 homolog
Exons: 6
Coding region: 173-613 (146 amino acids)
Cellular component (GO): nucleus
Molecular function (GO): DNA binding
Source: RefSeq, a predicted model, not a curated record